AUGCAGCCCACAACAGCAUCGACAGCUACCAAGCCGGCGACAACUGCCCGCAAGCCGCUGACCAGCUCGGUGGGAGCUGCUGCUGGUGCUGCUGCCAAGCCGGCACCCAGGACCACUACAGCCAGUGCACGUCCAGCGACAGCUCCGGCCACCCGCAAGCCCCUGAGCAGCACCCUGACCAAGACAACGACCAGCACAACGACAGCCGCACGCAGCGCUCCCGCCGCUGGUCUGGCGGCACGCAAGCCGGCCACGACCAAUGGAACUGGUGCCAGCAGCGCUGGCCUGGCCAAGGCACGUGCGGCGCCUGCUACUACUGUGGCUGCACCCAAGCCGAAGGUGCCGUCGCCUCGCAGCGCCGCCCCAACAACUGUCGCCAGCACAGCCCGCAAGACGGCCGGUGCUACUUCCACAACGAGUGCAUCCUCGCUGAGCGCUGCUCGUAGUCCCACAAAGCCGACGACCAAUGGACUGGGCAGGAGCAGCGCUGCUACCACCACCACCACCACUCGCGUCAAGUCAGCCACAGCGGGCAAUGGCAGCACGGGCGGCACCACAACUACUACCACAUCGACCACCAAGACUUUCACAGCACGCCCGGCACCCAAGUUCACGCACUCGACUGCCAGCGGCACCACCAGCAGCAGCAGCACCACCACCACCACGCGACGCUCCCUGUUGGCCUCGAGCUCGACCACGACUGCAGCCCAGCGCAAGUCCUCGCCGUUGAAGCCCAGCAACAACACGCUCAGGGCAUCGCCCCUGAAGUCAACCGGAAGCGCCACCACCACACCGCUGAAACCGAAAGCCAAAGAAACUGCAGCCGCUUCCAAAGCCUCUCCGGCCGCUAUAAAGGCGCGCAAGGUGCCCACCCCGAUGAAGGGUGUAAACCCUGGGGCCCCGAUCAGGAAGCCAGUACCGGCUGAGCCGGCUCCAGCCACCAAUGGAGAGGAGCAGCAGCAGCAGCCAAUUACCCAGAAUGGCAACGGAUUGCACGAGCCAGAGGUCGUACCAGAGGCGUUCCCAGUGUCCCAGCAUCAGGAGCAGGCACCGGUUGCAGCUGCAGCUCCGCCCGCUGAGGUCUCCCUGCUGGAUUUCUAG
This is a messenger RNA of Drosophila subobscura, 1101 nucleotides long. RefSeq names its product 205 kDa microtubule-associated protein-like. The record is from RefSeq and is a predicted model, not a curated record. The transcript is spliced from 2 exons. Lineage: Eukaryota; Metazoa; Arthropoda; Insecta; Diptera; Drosophilidae. The coding region runs from base 1 to 1101 and encodes 366 amino acids.